Syzygium oleosum is the source of this 2228-nucleotide messenger RNA. RefSeq lists its product as uncharacterized. Bases 441 to 2072 code for a protein of 543 amino acids. The record is from RefSeq and is a predicted model, not a curated record. The transcript has 6 exons. NCBI's taxonomy places the organism in Eukaryota, Viridiplantae, Streptophyta, Magnoliopsida, Myrtales, Myrtaceae.
AGCAAUAAUCUAUCGUCGAUAUCUAGUAAAAAAUUCCCCAACGAGAUCUUACCUUCACUGAAUUGCCAACUCCAUAGAGACCAUUCAAAUCCUGCGAGCCCCCGGGUGGGGAAGAUAGUCUAUGGACUCCAAGAAAAGUCAGAAUAUACCCACGAUUCUUCGCCCCACACAGCCCCUCUUUUUGCCUUUCCAAUUUCCAUUUCUUUCGUUUCCUCCGUUCAUGUGGCUUCAGUUGAACGCCUUUUGUGCAUCUUCUUGGGAAAUUUCUCCAGCCCUGGUGGUGACAGUUAGCAAGCCGGACAAAAGGGUAUCGCUAGAAUUUUCCAUGCUCUUCAGCUGAUAUAAUAAUAUGAUGGUAACGAUAACGGUAAUUCGUGUGACAUCUCUGUCAUUCGGGACUCAAACGGGCUGCUGCUGAAUUGUGAGCGAGCUGGUCGUCCAUGGAAGAGGAGAGCUCUCAUGGAUGCUAUGGCGCCAAAGCUUGGAGGCCGGCGAAGACGUGGGCUUCGGCCACUGUUUUCGUUCUCUUCACGGUCGUCGUCGUCUCUGGAGUGUUCCUCUCUUGGAUAGAUAUCCCUACUUUUACUUUUCCAGGCGCUUCAAUUUCCGAAACUACCACCAAUGACAGCUCUGCCCAAUCAUCUCCAAAAACCCAGCCUACUUUUACUUUUCCAAAUGCUUCAAUUUCCAAAGCUACCACCAACGAAAGCUCUGCCCAAUCAUCUGCGAAAAUCGAGUUCCCACUCAAGUGCCCAAAUGCAACCACGAAGCAAACAUGCCCCUUGGAUUAUCCCUUGAAACACGAGACCGAGAACAUACACGCCGAGGUAUGUCCCGAGUACUUCCGGUGGAUCCACGAGGAUCUCCGGCCUUGGAAGGCCUCAGGAAUCACGAGGGAGAUGUUGGAGAGUAUUAAGAGUACUGCGCAUUUUAGGAUAGUGGUUCACAAGGGGAAAGUCUAUCUGGACAAGUUCGGGCCUGCAUACCAAACGAGAGAAGAGUUCACAUUCUGGGGGAUCGUGCAGCUCCUGAGGUUGUAUCCCGGUAAGUUGCCAGAUUUGGAACUGAUGUUCCAAUGCGAAGACCGACCGGCAAUCAAGAAGCAAGAUUACAAGGGCUCGAAAGCCACCAAGAUUCCGCCACUAUUUCAUUAUUGUGGACACCACACGGCGUUCGACAUUCCGUUCCCUGAUUGGUCCUUCUGGGGUUGGCCUGAAGUGAACGUAAAGCCAUGGGAAAGCACAUUAUCAGCCAUAAAAGAGAAGGCAGAGAUGAUCCCAUGGAAGGAUAGAGAGCCCUAUGCUUAUUGGAAAGGCAACCCUACUACGUCUCGAAGCAGGGGUGAGCUCCUCCAGUGCAAUGACAGCAAAAAAAUCGAUUGGAAAGCUCGCUUGUAUGACCAGGAUUGGGGUCGCGAAAUGGCCGAAGGAUUUAAGCAUUCGAAUCUAGAAGAUCAAUGCACUCAUAGGUAUAAUAUCUACAUUGAAGGAAUCGCUUGGUCGGUCAGUCAGAAGUAUGUUCUGGCAUGCGAUGCCAUGACUUUGCUGGUAAAGCCGGAGUACUAUGAUAUCUUCUCAAGAGGACUGAUCCCCAUGGACCAUUACUGGCCCAUUAGGCCCCACAAGAAGUGUAGAGAUAUCAAGUUUGCUGUGGAAUGGGGAAACGAACACCCUAAGCAGGCACGGAGGAUCGGAGAGAGUGGAAGCAGAUUCGUCGCCGAGAGCGUGAAAAUGAAGUACGUGUACGACUACAUGUUCCACUUACUCAGCGAGUACUCGAAGCUCCUGAAGUUCGAGACGAAGGUGCCACCGGGGGCGGUCGAGCUGUGCUCGGAAGAGAUGGCAUGCCCAUUUGGCGGCUCGAUCAGGAAGUUCAUGGACGAUUCCAUGGUGAUGUCCCCUGGCGAUGCGCUUCCGUGCUCGUUGCCACCUCCUUAUGAACCUCCUGAACUCCAAGCGCUCCUCGAAAGAAACGAGAAGGUGACUAGACAAGUGGAGAUGGGGGAGGCUCAACACUGGAAAGAUUUCAACAAACGCUCGUCCUCUUGGUGGUCUCGGAUGUUUCAUUUUUAGAUUGCAAAGGUGGACACUGACACGUUAGUUUCAUAGUCACUCCACUUAUGCCUUGAAAACGAUGAACCACAAAAGCGAGCAACUAGAUUGAGUUGACCUUUUGUAAGUAAAUCUCUCUCUAGGCGUACCUUGAAGCCACUUUCUUGUUGGUGAGCC